Molecule: messenger RNA, 1701 nt
Organism: Diospyros lotus (date-plum)
Lineage: Eukaryota; Viridiplantae; Streptophyta; Magnoliopsida; Ericales; Ebenaceae
Product: protein DETOXIFICATION 51-like
Exons: 1
Coding region: 85-1701 (538 amino acids)
Biological process (GO): xenobiotic detoxification by transmembrane export across the plasma membrane
Cellular component (GO): membrane
Molecular function (GO): antiporter activity; xenobiotic transmembrane transporter activity
Source: RefSeq, a predicted model, not a curated record
ACAAAGAGUGCUCUUCAUGAGAGUAUCUCUCCCUCCACAACUACUCUAAACUAACCGACCCAUUUUCCAUUCUCUUUUCUCGCCAUGUGCAAUCCCACCACCACGCCGUCGGCCAUCGCCUCCGCUGCCGUCGGUGAACACAAGCCCGCUGCCCAGAAGUCGCUGCAGCCGCAAACCCAUCUCUAUCUCGAUCUCCUAUCACUCACGACUAACCUCACCGACCAGCAGGGAAAGCCAGCCUCUACCCAGUUCCCGAACUACCCCCAGAUCGUCGACGAAACCAAGCAGCUUUUCAAGCUCGCUAUACCCAUAGCUUUGACGGCUCUGAUUCUGUACUCUCGCUCCAUUGUCUCGAUGCUCUUUCUGGGCCACCUCGGCGACUUGGAGCUCGCCGCCGGCUCUCUGGCCAUAGCAUUCGCCAACAUCACCGGCUACUCGGUUCUCUCCGGGCUAGCUCUGGGCAUGGAACCGCUCUGCUCGCAGGCAUUUGGCGCCCAGCGGCCCAAGCUUCUCUCUUUAACUCUCCAUCGCUCUGUUAUCUUUCUUCUCGUUUCCGCCAUACCCAUUUCGUUUCUCUGGAUUAACAUGGCCCGAAUCCUUCUGGUUCUUCAUCAGGACCCGAAAAUCACCGGCUUGGCUCACACGUAUCUUAUUUUCUCGAUCCCAGACCUGGUGACGAACUCUUUCGUCCAUCCAAUCCGCAUUUACCUUCGCGCUCAAGGGAUCACCCACCCGGUGACGCUAGCAUCUCUCGCCGGCACCGUCUUGCACUUGCCCAUCAACAUUCUGUUUGCAUCCCACCUCCGGCUCGGCGUGGCAGGGGUGGCCGCGGCGGCAGCAGCUUCGAACUUCGCCGUGCUGGUGGCGCUUGUUUCGUAUGUGUGGGCAUCGGGGUUGCACGUGCCAACGUGGACGGCGCCAAGCCGUGAGUGCUUGACCGGCUGGAUGCCGCUGGUCCGGUUGGCAGCGCCAAGCUGCGCUUCGGUGUGCCUGGAGUGGUGGUGGUACGAGAUCAUGAUCGUACUGUGUGGGCUCUUGGUGGAUCCCAGAGUCACGGUGGCAUCCAUGGGCGUUUUGAUUCAAACCACGUCGCUGAUAUACGUUUUCCCAUCAUCGCUAGGGUUCGCGGUUUCGACCCGGGUGGGUAACGAACUCGGGGCAAACCGACCCGAAAAGGCCAGGGUUUCGGCCGCCGUGUCUAUACUUUUAGCGGCUGUGAUGGGCUUAUUGGGGAUGGUUUUUGCAUCCGGGAUGAGAUGUAAGUGGGCUCGGAUGUUCACAAACGACGAAGAGAUCGUGCGGUUGACAUCUGCAGCCUUACCGAUCCUAGGGUUGUGCGAGCUCGGAAACUGCCCGCAAACUGUCGGAUGCGGCGUGGUCCGAGGCACAGCCCGCCCGAGAACGGCAGCAAAUGUGAACUUGGGAGCAUUUUAUCUUGUGGGCAUGCCGGUGGCAAUUGGGCUUGGGUUCUGGCUCGGGGUCGGGUUCUGUGGGCUUUGGCUUGGGCUUUUGUCGGCCCAGGUCUGUUGUGCUGGGCUGAUGUUGUAUGUGAUUGGGACAACAGACUGGAACAAUCAAGCCGAGAGAGCGCAGAUGCUAACCUGCACAGGACGAGCGGAUAACACAACGACAACGAUGCCCCUUGAUGAUAAUGAGAAAGAAAACGAGCCGUUGACAUGCAUUGCGGUGACUUCAUCAUGA